Messenger RNA from Humulus lupulus (European hop), 2777 nucleotides. RefSeq names its product receptor protein kinase-like protein ZAR1. Gene Ontology annotation, molecular function: protein binding; protein kinase activity; ATP binding. The transcript has 2 exons. The record is from RefSeq and is a predicted model, not a curated record. Bases 342 to 2450 code for a protein of 702 amino acids. Gene Ontology annotation, biological process: protein phosphorylation. Lineage: Eukaryota; Viridiplantae; Streptophyta; Magnoliopsida; Rosales; Cannabaceae.
ACUGCUCACACAAUCAUCAAACUAACAUAAUUACCAAAAAAAAUACUUCUUUUCUGCUAAAUCUUUUUAAUAUAUAAUAAUAAUACUAAUAAUCAUUAUAUAUAUACAUGACCACUACCUCUAUUACUGUACAAGUUCAUGCAUUGCUUUUUUUCACUUUGCCUCUGGUUACUGAGUUUUCGUACUGCGAUCCAGCAAAUAAAGGAGCUUCAUCGGUUAGUCUGUUUUACUUUCCUUUUGUUUCCAAUAUUCACUCAUUUACUAGAGCUGAAAGUAGUCAUUAAGUAGCCAUGUUUUGCUUCUUUGUCCUUCUUCUGUAAAAGUUUUUACUUUUGUUAAGGAUGGCUUUUUCAGUACUUUGCUUCCUUUUCCUUCUGUUGAAUUUUCCUGCAUUUUUGGUUUCACUAAAUGAAGAAGGUUUAGCAUUACUUUCCUUUAAAGGGUCAUUGAAAGAAAUACCAGAAAACUUUCUUACUGACUGGAACACUUCCCAUGAAAAUCCAUGUUCAUGGCUUGGUGUGACAUGUAAAAAAGAGAAAGUUGUCUCUCUCAGCCUCCCCAAUAGAAAACUCUCUGGGAUUCUACCUGCUGAUCUUGGAAAUCUCUCGGCCCUUCGCCAUUUGAAUCUCGAAAACAACAAACUCUUUGGAAACUUACCAUCUGACCUCUUCAAUGCAAAGGAGCUUGUAAGCAUGAUCCUAGCUGGGAAUUCCUUAUCUGGACUUAUUCCCCAUCAAAUAGAGAACCUUAACCACCUAAGAACCUUGGACCUUUCUCAUAAUUCAUUUAAUGAUUCAAUACCUUCAUCUAUAGUUCAAUGUAAGAAACUCAAGAUUCUUUUUCUGAACAACAACUCCUUUUCUGGUCCCCUCCCAGAUGGGUUUGGAACUAGUUUAGCUAAUCUUCAAAGACUCAAUCUAUCCUCUAAUAGAAUCACUGGGUCAAUUAACGGGGACAUGGGCAACUUGUUAAACUUAAGAGAAACCCUUGACAUGUCUCACAACUUGUUUAAUGGUACCAUUCCUGAAAGCCUAGGAAAACUUCCCAUGACAGUGUACAUUGAUCUGAGUUACAACAAUCUCAGUGGACCAAUUCCACAUGUAGGCACUUUGUUUAAUGCAGGUCCAACAGCUUUUAUUGGCAACCGUUUCUUAUGCGGAUUACCAUUGAAGAAUUCAUGUUCUUCAGCCACCAAGGGCCUGUCUCAAUCGUUGAUCCCUAAACCACCUCUAGACACAGAAGAAAACCCCAUCAAGACUGCGAAACAUCGCAAAUUGAGUGUUGUGAUUACUAUAGUUGCAGGUAUCAUGGUGGGAUUCUGCUUCAUUGGGUUGAUUUUGUCCUAUUCCUACAAGAAGGUUUAUGCUGGUAAAGGAAUUAAACAUAUUGGUGGGUGUAGGUUUGAAGAUAGUUCCAUGGUUAGAAGAGAUAUUUUCUGCUUUGCAAAAGAUGUGUUGGAGACUCUAUCACAAAGUAUGGAGCCAUACAAAUUUGUGAGGUUUGACUUGCAAAUUGAUUUUAAUGUUGACCAACUUCUAACAGCUUCUGCUUUUCUGUUGGGGAAAAGUGGACUUGGGAUACUUUAUAAAGUUGUUCUUGAUAAUGGGCUAACAUUGGCUGUGAGAAGAUUGGGUGAAGGAGGUUCCCAAAGGUGUAAAGAGUUCCAAUCUGAAUUGGAAGCCAUUGGAAAGAUCAAGCAUCCAAAUAUUGUGACUCUUCUAGCUUAUUGUUGGUCCAUUGAAGAGAAGCUCCUCAUUUAUGAAUAUGUACCUAAUGGAGAAUUAGCUUCUGCAAUUCAUGGGAAGCCUGGAAUGGUAUUCUUCACACCACUUUCUUGGCCUCUUCGUCUGAGAAUCAUGAAAGGAAUAGCAAAAGGUUUGAGUCACCUUCAUGAAUACAGUCCCAAAAAGUAUGUCCAUGGAAACUUAAAGCCUAGCAAUAUAUUACUUGGACAGAACAUGGAACCCCAAAUCUCUGACUUGGGACUUGGCCGCCUUGCAAACAUAACUAGAGAAUCCCAAACAUUUCAGAUGGAACAACUCGCACCCGAAACACCACCUCAGUAUCUUCCUCAUGAAAUGUCAGCCAUAAAUUCACCUGCAGUGACAUUUGGAUCUCAAUACAAUUCACCAGAAUCCUCAAAUGGGAGAAAGCCAUCUCAGAAGUGGGAUGUGUACUCAUUUGGAGUGAUUAUGCUGGAGAUGAUAUCUGGGAAGUUGCCACUGAUGCAAGUUGGGUCUAUGGAAAUGGAUAUAGUUCAAUGGUUUCAUCUCAGCAUUGAAGAAAGAAAGCCUUUUGUUGAUGUGUUAGACCCUUUUCUAGCUCAUGAUUUGGAUAUGCAAGAGGAAAUAGUUGCAGUACUAAAAGUUGCUCUUUCUUGUGUCCAUCAAAGCCCUGAAAGAAGACCAUCAAUGAGAUAUGUUUGUGACACUUUGGCAAAACUUGCCUAAUAAUCUACACAGCCCAUUUCAGUUUUUGACAGUUGAAAGAUGAAACUAAUAGAACAGUCAAAUGACUUGGUGCCGAAAGAGUCGAAAGACUCUGCAACUUGGGACACAUGUUUCUUUUUCUUCUCCUUCUAUCAUUAGAACCCUGCAAAUUUCCAUCCUAAGAGUGUUUAUAUAAUUAUUAUGUGGUCACCAAGGAGUCGAAAUGACAAUUAGUUAUUUCUCUUUUCAAAUCAUGUUAUGUGUCGUUGUAAAAAUUGUCAGCGAACAACUUAGCAACAGAGCCCUUAUUCAGAAGAAAAUCAAUGAAUACAUACUCGUAGAGAUAAA